This is a messenger RNA of Tricharina praecox, 1008 nucleotides long. Its product is annotated as ras-related protein RSR1. NCBI's taxonomy places the organism in Eukaryota, Fungi, Ascomycota, Pezizomycetes, Pezizales, Pyronemataceae. Gene Ontology annotation, cellular component: plasma membrane. Bases 154 to 738 code for a protein of 194 amino acids. The transcript has 8 exons. Gene Ontology annotation, biological process: signal transduction. Gene Ontology annotation, molecular function: GTP binding; GTPase activity; GDP binding. The record is from RefSeq and is a predicted model, not a curated record.
ACAGCUCAGAGAAAAGAUGACUUCAUGCAACAUUUUUAUAUCUUUUUUUCUUCCAACAUUUUUUUUUCUUUUUUUUUCUUUCUUUUUUGGCGAGAGAAAAAGAAAAAUCAAUAUUCAGAGAAGUGCCCUGGCUAAAAGUUUGGUGUGUGCCGUAUGGCGUCGUUUUUUCGAUAUACAGGUGGAGUUGGAAAAAGCUGUUUGACAGCUCAAUUCGUCCAAAAUGUGUGGAUCGAGUCGUACGACCCCACUAUCGAGGAUUCGUACCGCAAAGUGGUGGAGGUAGAUGGGAAAUCUUGUGUUUUGGAGAUUUUGGAUACCGCGGGGACGGAACAAUUCACUUCUAUGAGAGAGAUAUAUCUGAAAACCGGCCAAGGCUUCCUACUCGUCUACUCGAUAACCAGCCUCACGUCCUUCCAAGAGCUCACCCCGAUCCGUGACGCCAUCCUGCGAAUCAAAGAAGUGGAAGAGGUGCCGAUCGUCAUAGUCGGCAACAAGUCGGAUCUCGAGGGCGACCGGCAAGUGUCGAAAAACCGCGCAAACCACCUCUCGCGCAAGUGGGGCGGCGUACCGCUCUACGAGUCCUCGGCCAGGAGACGGCUCAACGUCGACGAGGUCUUCUUGAACCUCACAAGGCAGCUGAUGAAGAUGUAUGGAGGCGAUGCGCCCGGUGCUGGUGGCGGAGGAGCGACAGGAGGCGGUGUCAGGAAAAAGAAGGGCAGGACUUGUACCAUCUUGUGAGACUUGUUGGGAUUUGUUGGGGAUUUGCUGUGGAUGGAUGGAUUGAUGGACUUGGAUGGGAGACAGACUUAUACCAUUUCGUUUUUUUUCGUUUCGUUUUUUUGUGUUUUUCUUCUUUUUCUUCUUUUUCUUUCUUCUUUUUCGUUUCUUCCUCCCCACCAUUCAUUUCGUAGCUGGACGAGCUAGACGAGCUGGACUGGACUGGACUGGACCGGACUGGACCGGACACACCCGAUUUUCUUUGGCCUUUUUUAUUUUUUAAUCACGGAA